Physella acuta is the source of this 1487-nucleotide messenger RNA. RefSeq lists its product as uncharacterized. The record is from RefSeq and is a predicted model, not a curated record. NCBI's taxonomy places the organism in Eukaryota, Metazoa, Mollusca, Gastropoda, Physidae. Gene Ontology annotation, molecular function: oxidoreductase activity. Gene Ontology annotation, cellular component: cytoplasm.
GGCUUUGGCUUUUGGAGGAAGUACCGUUUAAUUAAAACAAAUCUUUAAUGGAUUUAUGUCCACGUACUGUUCUUAUUACAGGUGCUUCGAGUGGUCUAGGUCUUGAGUAUGUUAAGCAAAUGAUAAAUCUAAAAAAUCCACCCGAAAUCAUUGUUGCUGCUUCUCGAAAUCCGGAUAGGGCAACUGAACUCCAGCAGCUUGCUACAACACUCGCAUCCAACUCAACCAUAAAAAUUGUUAAGCUAGAUGUUGAGUGUGAUGAGGACAUCGAGUUAGCUUUUCAGGCAACAAAAGAAGCUGUAGGAGAAUUAGGUCUAAAUUUGCUAAUAAACAAUGCUGCUAUUUAUGACCGAUCUAACAGUGGAAGCUUGAUUUUACAGACUCGUGAGAAAAUGCAAAAACAUUUUAAUGUCAAUGUAACUAGUCCUGUUCUUAUUGUACAGAAGUUUCUCCCACUUCUUAAGCAGGCUGCCACUACCAGUAAAGGUUUUAGCUGCAGUAAAGCAGGUGUUGUGAUGAUGUCUUCUAGAGUAGGCUCGCAGCAAAUAGUGUUUGAUGAUGAACCAGGAGCUUCACUAUCAUUGCAUUACAAGUGCUCAAAGUCAGCUUUAAACAUGGCCACUAUAAUGAUUUCAAGAGAGCUUAAAGAUGAUGGAAUAUUGGUAUUUGCAAUACAUCCAGGGUGGGCCAAGACAAGAAUGGGCACAGACAGAGCACCUCUCCAGCCCUCAGAGAGUGUGCAGAGUUGUCUGAAUGUUAUUGGCACAGCUGGCGAGGCUCUGCAUGGGAAGCUCGUAACUUUACAUGGGGAAAUUCUUCCCUAUUAGUUCAUUUUAAUUCACUGGAAAUAACUGAUGGAACUUUCUUGUGCAAUCAAUUUCAAUAAGUUUUAGAUGGUUUAAACAAGUAAAAAAAAAUUUUUUUAAAGGGGGUGGGGCUUGAAAAUUCACUAUUUUUACCAUGAAGAUUUACUGAUACAAAUGUGUGUAAAAGUAUUUGAAAUUUUAAAAGUAUUAAUAAGCAAAUGAACUACACAUAUUGUAUGUGGAUCACCUAUUCAUUACGUGAAUGUACUCUUAAAUUAUGUUCCUUUGAUUUUACUUUCAUUUUCAUAUAUACAUUCAACAACAUAUUGUUUGUGUACCUUAUAAUGAAACAAAAUGUAUAGUGUAAUUUAUUCUUUUCAGAAAUGUCUGUUAUUAAUCAGCUGGUGAUGUUUCAAGUUUGAAAGGUGGUUUUAAGUAUGACAAAGCAUUUAUUUAUAAACAAUAGGAAUGAUGAAAUGGGUUAAGGUUUAAGAGCCUUUUCACUUGGUUAUUUGGAUGGGAGGUUGGUGUGGUGGGUUAACCUUAGUUUUGUGGAACAAUAGUGGUUGGAGGAUAAAAAAGUUUUAAUAAUAAAUCUGAUGUAAAUUCCAACUAUUGCUAAAUAAAGCAAAAACUGAUGCAGGGCAACAUAAGUUAAUUAUUUGUGUAUAGCAGGGGUCU